Monoraphidium neglectum is the source of this 2688-nucleotide messenger RNA. Its product is annotated as Histone-lysine N-methyltransferase trithorax. Lineage: Eukaryota; Viridiplantae; Chlorophyta; Chlorophyceae; Sphaeropleales; Selenastraceae. The coding region runs from base 1 to 2688 and encodes 895 amino acids. The record is from RefSeq and is a predicted model, not a curated record. The transcript has 7 exons.
AUGACAACCAGCUGGAGCGGCGCGGUGAGUCGCCUGGCGCUGCGGACGCCAGCGUGCGCCGUCGACGCGGCCGCCAGCCUGGACGGCGCGACCCAUGUCCUGCCAGGCGCGCCUGCGUCCAGCAGCGACGACGACUGCUGGGACCAGGGCGGCGGCGCCUCCGCGGGCGCCGCCCCCUACCCUUCUGAGCUUCUGGUGGUUGCGAAGUCAAACGCCGGCGUCUACAUGGUUGACCGCUGCGCAGUGCGCUGCGCGUGCGCUGCGUGCGCGCCGCUGGGGCCGUCGCACCUGGUGUCGCCGACCGAGUUCGAGCGCCACUCUGGCAUCCCCGCCGCCAAAAAGUGGCGUUUCAGCAUCAAGGUGGCGCAUCCGGGGGAGCCCGACGUGCCGCUCGGCCGCUGGCUGGAGGUCAAGGGGCUCGAUCGCAGGCACCCCAAGCGCGCCCCCCGCGUCAGCCCACCGGGGCCCUCCCACGGCGCCGCCCCCGUCGCCGCCGCCGCGCGGGCGCCCGCCCCGCCGCGCGCGCCUGAGGGCGACGGCUCAGCCUCGGACGGCGGCGACGGCGGCGACGCUGACUGGAUGCGGUCGCCUCGCAAGCCGCGCGGCGGCGGAUGCGGGCCCACGGGGCGCAGCCCGCCGCCGGCGGCGGCGCCGCCGCCGCAGCCUGCCGGCGUGGCUCCCCCGGGGUCGCCUGGGGGCUCUGGCGACCACUCGUCAGACAAGGCAUCAGACAGCGACGACGGCAUAAGGAUCGGCCCCGGCGCCCAGGCGUCGAUCCCCGAGUGGCGCCCGCGCCCCUCGCUCUCCGGCGGCGCUGCGGGCGCAGCCGCCGCGGCCGCGGUCGCGGCUGACCUGGCGCGCGCCGGGCCGAGGGGGCCGUCCGAGGCGGCGGCGCUGCUUAUGGCUCUGCAGGGCGAGCAAUUCGUGCACGACCUGGGCGGCGGAGCGCCGCACGGUCACGCCGGCCGCGGCGGGCGCGGGGGCGGCGUGUGGGAGGACGGUUUUGAUGAGGACAAGUGCGACGGCGACGGCAGCGAUCAGGCGCCGGGCGCAGGCCGCACCCGCAAGCGCACCAGCAGCGCCAGCACCCACAGCGGCACCUCGGGCCUCGAGCACCAAACGGCGCGCGCCGCCGUCCCCGCGGCCGCGCCGGCGCCGCCGGCGCGGUGCGCGCCUGGAGGCGCCUCGGAGGCCGCGGCGCCCGCCGCGCGGCGGCUGAUCGAGUGGCGCGCGCAGGAGGGGCGCGGCGCGAUGGACGUCGCCGUCUUGCUGGGCGGCCAGGUGUUUGUCGGGCGCCUGUCCUCCAGGGGCCCGCUGCUCAACUGGCUGCCCCCCUCCGCCGCGCAGCAGCGGCCCGCCGCGGCUGCCGCCCCGCCGCAGCCGCCGCCGUUGGACGCGGCCGAGCAGGAGCGCCGCGCGGCGGCGGGCAGCGCGGAGCGACCCGAUGGCGCCGACCUGCAGCGGCGCUGCGCGCUCUGCCGCGGCGCGGCGGGCGCGGCGGGGCUGGGGCCAUUCAUGCCGGUCCAGAUUCAGAACGGGCAGCUGGAGUGGGUGCACCGGGAGUGCGCCCUCUGGUCGCCAGAGGUGGCGGUGGACGGCGCCGGCAGGCUGGUGGGCGGCGGGGUCAACCUCGCCGCCGCGGUCCGCCGCGGCCAGGACACGACCUGCACGCGCUGCGGCCACCGCGGCGCGACUCUGCGGUGCUGGCGCCGCGCCGGUUGCGGCCAGGAGCUGCACCUGCCCUGCGCCAGGGAGAUGGGAUGCGCCCUGCUGGACGCCGCGGACCCGCGGACUGGCGGCUGCGCAAUCGUCGCCUGCCCCAUGCACGACCCCUCCGGCGCCGGCUCCGACGCGGCGGCGCCCGGCGGCGCGCACAACCCCGCCGCGGCGGCCGCGCCCACGCUCGCGCCAGAGGAGAUCGCCGCCGCGGCAUUGCUGUCGGGCAUCCGCCGCGCGAGCGCCGCCGGCGACGCUGCUGGCGCCGCCGGGAAGCGGCGGCGGGGGUCGUCGGAGGACGGCUCGGCGGACGCCGCGGCCAGCGACCGCACGCACCACCAGCCGCUGCGCGGCGGCGACGAUUUUGAGGAGGGCGGCAGGGUCGGGUCUGGGGCGGCCUGGGAGCCGCGGCUGUCAGUGUCGUCGUCCUUUGGGGCCGCCCUCGCAAUCCGCCCGGUCGCCGUCGGCCCGACCACCGCCAAGCGGCGCGCCGCCGCCGUCCCGGCGACCAUCUCGCAGCCGGGGAGCGCCGCCGCCUCGCCGGCGCUGCGCGGCGCGGGCGGCGGCGGCGCGGCGCAGGCGCUGCCGCCCGUCGUACUGCCGCCGUCGGCCGCGUGCGCAGCCACGGCAGCAGGAAAAUCGCUCUCCGACGCCCCAGCCGCGGCCGGCCAGUGCCACGCCGCCGCCCCGCCGCGCGCCGGCCGCUGCGCCGUGUGCGUGGUGCAGCGCAAGGGCAAGUGCGGCACCGACUCGGCCCCGAAAAAGUGCAUGCGCCGCCAGCAGGCCGAGCUCGAUGCGGCGGCGCUGGAGCAGCGGCUCCGGCGCCAGGUGGCGGCGCAGCAAGAGCGGCUGAUCCUCGAGCAGCUGCAGUCCGCCGCGCGCCACGAGGAGGCGGCAGCGGCGGCGGCGGCGCAGCGGCAGCAGCAGCUGCUGCUGGCGGCCGCAGCGGCGGCGGAGCGUGAGCGCGCCUAG